UUCCAUGGACAGAGUUUCGAAAAAUGGAGAAUGAUAACUAUGACGUCGAAGAACAAGGAUGCAGUGUAUUCAAUGGAAAGCAUGGAUAUUUUGCAAGAUCAUGCUGCGUGGUCUUCAUACUCAUUAUCUGUGUGAUAUUCGUUUUUUCAGUGAUUUUCACAUUUAUGCAAAAUCCUAUAAAUUUAAACUCUGACAAUGGGUUUAAUCAAACAUCCGGGAACACUUCAUCACUAGAAGCAACAACUUUGAAACCCAAAUUUUCGUCACUAAUGACCACAACGCGACGGUUCACUUUCGAGCAGCUAUUUUCCGGGAAACAAUUUCUAGUAGACUAUUAUGAUUAUAUUUGGUUACCUGAUGGAUCGUUUGUCCAGAUGAAUGAUGAUUUUACGAUAAGGAAACAAAUGAAAAAGAUUCCACUUGGAUCCUCUGUUGCGGAACCUUUUUUUAAUAAUGGGGAAUAUGUGAAGGCCCUCUCUUCAAACAUGAAAUAUGCAUAUGGUUCGAAGAAAGUGAAUGAGCUUUGGAGGCAUUCUGCAGAAUAUCUCUACCACAUUGUAAAAAUCAACAAUAAAACUGUAUCAACUGAACAAUGGCAUGUUGGCCCUGAAGAAAACUCGCUGAUUCAAGCAUUCUACUGGAAUCCGAAUGCAAGCAGCAAUGACUUUGUAUAUGUUCACAAUUACAAUUUGUACUAUCAAAAAGACCCCGAAAAACCAGACGGAGCAAUUCAGCUAACAGUUGGUGGAUCUACUUUCAAUAGAUUUGGGCUAGCAAAUUGGUUGUAUGAGGAAGAGAUUUUAGAAGCAUCAAGUGCAGUAUGGUGGUCACCGUCAGGAAGAUACGUGUCAUAUUUGAGAUUUGAUGACCGUGAAGUGAAUCGAAUAUUUCUCCCCAAAUACACUGACGACGACAGUUACGUUGAAUAUUUUGAGCUGCCUUAUCCAAAAGCUGGCGUUCAAAACAACACCCUCGUCACGCAAUACAUUUGGGACAGUGAAAAUCACAAAAUAGUAGAGACCGCUCCACCAAAUGAAUUGUCAGCUGCAAAUGGUGACUACUAUGUUCUUACCAACAAAUGGAUCACCAUGCCUAGGAAUGGAAGCGAUUUGGGAGAAGAACGACUGGUGACAGUUUGGGCAAAUCGAGAUCAAAAUCAUGUAUACUUUUCACUGUGCAAUGAGCAAGAUUGCGUUAUGGCCUUAUCGUUCCAAUUUUCAAUCGACAAUAGGCAAUUGUGGGUGUCGCCGAAAGAUGUUCGAGGUGUAUUUCCAACUGAAACCGGAUUUUUGACAGUACUCCCACAUAAGCAUGAUGACGGUAAUAUCUACAACCACGUUGCACAUGUUGAGCUCGAUGGAACCGGAACUGGAAAAAUCACGAAAUGGAUAGGAGAAAAUUUUGAUGUCAUACUGGUUCUCGGGUAUUCCUCGAAAAUUGAUGCACUGACGUUCAGUGCGUAUGGAGAUGGUGUGGGAGAGUUCAGUACAUAUAUUGUACGAGAAGCGAUGUACAGUAAUAAAAAGACAACACUUCAAAAAGUCACCGACCAAUUUGAAGAUUGUAAAACUCUAGGAUCUCAGUCAGCUGACCCAACUGGACAGCGUAUCGUUGUGCAGUGUGAGAAGCCGUUUGAUAAUACAAGACUAUAUCUUGUAGAUGUUGUAGACACAACCAAAAAAAUAAUGUUGGAGGGAGGAACUAAGGCAGUCAUUCCAUUUGACGUACCGAAUAUGAAGUUCGGAAAGUUGAAGUUACCAUCUGGAAUCGAUGGACACUAUAUGAUGUUAACGCCUGCAAAUCUUCUAGAUGGAGCAAAAAUUCCACUGUUACUUGAUAUCUACGGUGGGCCUGACAGUAAGCAAGUUUUCCAAAAAACUCCCACAGCGCACGCAAUUCAAAUAGUAUCUCAAUAUGACAUUGCGUAUGCAAGAAUUGACGUUCGUGGAACUGGAGGACGAGGUUGGGAUGUGAAAGAAGCGGUGUAUCGAAAGCUAGGUGAUGCUGAGGUUGUUGACACUCUGGAUAUGAUUAGAGCAUUUAUUAAUACUUUCGGGUUUAUUGACGAAGAUCGGAUAGCAGUCAUGGGAUGGUCGUACGGUGGCUUUUUGACGUCGAAAAUUGCUAUCAAAGAUCAAGGAGAAUUGGUAAAAUGUGCGAUAUCAAUUGCACCAGUCACUGAUUUCAAAUACUAUGACUCUGCCUACACCGAAAGAUACCUUGGACAACCAGCGGAGAAUUUGCAGGGAUAUAUCAACACAAAUGUCAUACCUCACGCUAGGAAUGUAACAAAUGUCAAAUACUUAUUAGCACAUGGAGAGCGUGAUGACAAUGUGCAUUAUCAAAAUAGUGCGAGAUGGUCGGAAGCACUUCAGCAAAAUGGGAUACACUUUACACAGCUUGUGUACGCAAACGAGGCUCACAGCUUGAGCCACAAGCUGUUCCAUUUGUACGGAGAAGUGCAACGAUUUUUGAUGAAUGAUUGUUUUAAAUCCAAUCUAGAUUUAUUAUGAAAUGCUGUUCUGCUUCCGCAAAAAUAAAUUGUCUGAAAGCUUUU
Messenger RNA from Caenorhabditis elegans, 2557 nucleotides. RefSeq names its product Dipeptidyl peptidase family member 2 (gene dpf-2). Lineage: Eukaryota; Metazoa; Nematoda; Chromadorea; Rhabditida; Rhabditidae. Gene Ontology annotation, biological process: proteolysis. Gene Ontology annotation, cellular component: plasma membrane. The record is from RefSeq and is marked reviewed. Gene Ontology annotation, molecular function: serine-type peptidase activity.